ACGAAUGUCGCGUGGCGAGCUCCACGGAUGUUAUGAGCUUGUUACUUUACGUCUAGGCCCUAACGUCACCUAAUGUAAAAUUUCUAGAUAUUAUUUGACCAGCUAGCUUUCUCUCUCUGCUCAGGUGCCAGGCGUGGGGAAAUGUUUAAACACAAUUAUCAGGGUGGAGCUGGGGUGGAGGUGUUCAGCGGACAAGGCAAAGAUCCCGUGGCCAAGUGGAAACUUUGUGGAGGCCAGUCUGCCAUACGUAAAGUGUUUGAUAAAGAAGUCAAAGGAUUUGUUUACUGUCUGGAAGGUAGCAGCAAGACUGUGAAGAUGCAAAUGCCGGAGAAUGGGAAAAUGUCAUUGGGACUUCUGCAAAGAUUCUUGGCCCUUCAAGUGAAUAUUCCUCAAGGCAAAGACUUUUCUAUGGAGCUUGUAAUAACUGAUGUUGGCCACCUGAAACGACGACUCUAUUUAUCGACCGUGCAUAAAGAGUUGUCUGCCACACUCUGGCAUGCAAAACUACCUCUGGCAAGAUUGAAACGCAAUAUUUGGACCACGUUGUUUGUCGAUCUUGUGUCCUUCACCGGAGAGUCGUUCAAGGCCGCCAGAUUUUUGUCCCUGGAUGGCAUCACCUUGUUUGCCAGCUGUAAAGUGCGGAGAAUCUUCACUGUGAAAACGGAGCCAACUGUAAUGACAAGUGAUGAUAUGUUUCUCAGUGGGGCCAGUGUUAUGGAUCAGAUCCCGCGCAGCUGCCAGUUUCCACCAAACGUUUGCCACGAGUGUCUGGUUCUGAACAUGGCAGUCUUGCAGAAGGCCGAUUUGAGGACAACUCAUGCAAGCGUCGACUGUGGACCUGACCAGCAUCCUGCUGCCAGAUCAGCCACUUCUCACAGAAGCAAGCUUCAGGCAGUUCCACACACAGCCUCAGGCUCGAGAGCCGCAGCACCAGCAACACAUGCUGGAAGAAAAGGCGGCCCAGCCGCAAAUGGGUUGGAAAAAGGAGAACCCUGUAACGAAAAAACGGCAUACUUAAAUCCGACAUUUCAGCAAUUUAAUGCACUCAUUGGAGAUGCAGAACCAUCACACCAUCAUCAAGAGGGAGCACCCUCUAGCUUGCAGCCACAUCCUCCAAGAGGCAAAGUGCUCAACAAGCAAGCAUCCGAGAGGAGAAUGUUACGCGUCCCAAGAACAACACCAGAGAGGCUUGAAGGGCUGCUGGAAGAGCAUGCUCAUGUUGGCCACAGCAGGAGAAAUGAGACCAGAGAGAAAUACAUGCCUCCAUCAAGUGGACUGGAGAGCAGACAAGAACCUUUGACCCCAAAAGAAACGACAGAGGUCCUAAAAGCAGACGAAAGCAGUUUGAAUUCGAGUUCCAUAAUUCCGCCACCCACACCAGCAGAGCCUAUCCCUGGCUCGACCCUGCCAGCUUCCUCUCCUGACCUGCAUGUCCAGAGCCGCUGGGAGAGUAAUGAUGAGGAGCCCGAGCUGCGGCACACUCUGCGGGAGGAGGUGUUCACUUUCGCGUCCCCGCCCCACUCACCCAAAAGAGGCCAAGGCCGGGGUGAGCAGAAGAUGGAGAUGAGAGGCCAUCAGGUUCAAAGCCCAAAUGGGACACGCAGUGAGGCCCAGCCCGAAGAUGAUUUCAUUGGCAGUGAAAGCGAUGAGGAAAUAGGCUACACUGCAUUCUCACAAUUAACAUUCAAUGCAGACUCCACUCCUGACAUUUCCCAAUGCCUUGAUCCAAAUUUGGGCCUUGAAGUCCAGCCUGAGGAUCACAACACUGAGGACACAUCAGUAGAAACUCUUUGUCCAGCUGCCAGUGAUAUGCACCUGCACGCUCCAUCCAGCAAGCCAGCUGGAAAUGAUGGGAUGUCUCCCGGACACCGUCACGCACCCUGUGGUACCAAACAGGAUGAGAGGUGUGGGUCAGGUGGAGCAGGAGGAGGAAACCAGUGUGUGGAUUGGAACAACAGCGUAUCACUGUCGAGGAGCCUUCUUCAAAAAGUCUCACUGGAUGAUCCGCUCAAGGCGGAAGACAACACAAUGCAGCCUGGUGAUUCUGGUGAUGAGCACAUAAACCCAGCCAGCAGUCUACAAUUGCAUCAGGGGGAUGAUGACGAGCUCCAGAUGCUUGCAAGUCUAAAAAGGCAGCAGGAGGAAGACAAAUACAAAGCCUCUGGCCUCAGUGCAUCUCAGAUCCACCAGUGUAAGGUCAGCAUGAGCCAGAGCAGUGAGGACACGUCUACCUGGACGCACAUUUCCAUGCCAGCUAAUCAGGGUCACCACUACCAAAAGGAAAUGAACCCACUCCGGUCUUCAAAUGCCAGGAAAUGCAUCCAAACUAAUCGGGAGAAGGUUCAUCAUUCAACAAGACAAUGACCCAAAACACACUGCCAACACAACAAAAGGAAAAAGUGGAAGUUCAAGUCAAUCACCGGCGCUUAACCCAAUAGAGCAUGUAUUUUACCUCCUGAAGAGGAGACUGAAGGGAGAAACCCCCAGAAACAAACAAGAACUGAAAGAGGUUGCAGUAAAGGCCUGGAAAAGCAUUACAAUGAAGAAUGUAACAGUCUGGUGAAGUAAAUGGGUCGCAGGGUUGAUGCAGUUAUUGCAAGUAAGGGUUAUGCCACAAAAUAUUAAAUAUUGUUCACUUCAAGUUAAUUUAAUAAUGUCUGUUCCAAUACUUUGGCUCACUUGAAAAGUGGGUGGCUUCAAACAAAAGGUGCGCUGUCCUGAGUUGUUUAACACAUCUAGAUGUAAAGACCAUGAAAUAAAAGGUGAAAUUCUGAACUUUUGUCUCAUAUUCAUCUUUUGAGCUGAAACCCAAAUGUGUUAAGUAUACAAAAAAAAAAAAAAAAACGAAUUGACCUUGCCGUUCCAACACUUUUGGAGGGGACUGUAUAUCUUAAAAUUUGACCAUGUUCUACUUAUUUGUCAAUCCUCACCGGGUGCGACAACUCCUCUUGUAUGAAAAAAGUAUAGCUUUAUAUUUUGUUUCUGAAUUUAUAAAAACCCACAUCUACUUGGGUAACAAUGAUUGCACAGAAAAUUACAAUUUGUGCAGAUAAAUCGAUUUUCCUGCCUUGAUGGGGUCUGUAUUUUUGUUUUAUUGCAUCCACAUAAAACGGUGAAAUGAAACACAUGAUAACUGACUGCAGAAUUAAGGCUAAAUGUCAGCUGUCAGAUGCAGACGGGGCCUCAUCU
This is a messenger RNA of Phyllopteryx taeniolatus (common seadragon), 3189 nucleotides long. RefSeq names its product CFAP20 domain containing (gene cfap20dc). Bases 142 to 2364 code for a protein of 740 amino acids. The record is from RefSeq and is a predicted model, not a curated record. The transcript is spliced from 16 exons. Lineage: Eukaryota; Metazoa; Chordata; Actinopteri; Syngnathiformes; Syngnathidae.